Onthophagus taurus is the source of this 1826-nucleotide messenger RNA. RefSeq names its product fibroleukin-like. The record is from RefSeq and is a predicted model, not a curated record. Gene Ontology annotation, cellular component: fibrinogen complex. Gene Ontology annotation, biological process: blood coagulation, common pathway; positive regulation of heterotypic cell-cell adhesion; blood coagulation. Gene Ontology annotation, molecular function: extracellular matrix structural constituent; protein-macromolecule adaptor activity. Lineage: Eukaryota; Metazoa; Arthropoda; Insecta; Coleoptera; Scarabaeidae.
UACAUUUUCACGACGGUAAGUCUCCUCGAGUUUUCUCUUCUUCCCAUCACGUUUCAUACAACUACUAUCAAUAGUGCAAGGCUAUCGUCCGUCCUGAAUAUUUACUUGACUCCGUUUUCUUGUAUAUUUUACUGUCAAUAAGAUUUUUUUCAUUGUUGUCCUUGUUCCGAAACAUCUGGAUUCAUUCAUACUACAACCUAUCGCCUUUCUGUGUUGAAACUCAAGUCGGGCCAAGAUCAGUUCGUGACAAGAUGUUACGGUUCGGCGCGGUCCUUCUGGUCAAUGCGUGUUUAAUGAUAGUUGGUGCGGUUGAAAAUUUUAAUGAUAACGUACCGAAACCGAAUCAAGAAGAAUUAUUACGACCCAAAAGGGGGAUUAAUCCUAAUCAAAAUUUAACAACAACCCGAAGAUCAAUACCCGACGGUCUUUUUACCAUUCCAACUCGAACUCCAAGUUAUUAUACCACUAUUAAACCUGGUUAUUAUCCCCCAUCGUCUACAAAUGAUAACGAUUCGAAUGUAUCAUCUCGUUUAAAUCGUUUAGAAACUGAAUUUGAGGAAAAAGUUACGAAAUUCCGCCAUGAAUUGCACCAUAGAAAUCGUCGAAUUGAAGUGGAGAAUGCAGCGACUAAAUCCGACGUUGAACGUCUUAAAAUGGAAUUGAAAAAUAUGAAAGAUCAACAGAGAUACGAUAGAAAUGUUAUUGACAAUAGCGCUUUUGAAAAUCGUAUCGAAGACUUGAAAACGUUGGUUAAGGUUGUACUUAGCAAUAUGAGAAUUUUAAAUGCGGAUGUUAACAGUAUUAAGAAGAAUUUUAGUGACUUGGCCACGCAAACAGAAUUAAUGGCUCAAUCAAAUACUGAACUUCUUAGUAAACAAUUCUUUAAUCAAGGAUUAUUGGAAUUACAUCAAAAACAUUACGGAGGUCAUUCGCUUGCAUCUUAUCAAAAUAGUCCAAAAACAACACCAGAAAAUGUUUUCCCACAAAAUUGCAAACAAUUAAAAGAUGAAAAUAAAUCUUCCGGGAUUUACAGGAUCAAACCUGAAAGUGCUCCUACUCCAUUCAUGGUCUUUUGUGAUAUGGAAUCAAGGGAUGGUGGUUGGACUGUUAUCCAAAAUAGAUUUGAUGGUUCACAAGAAUUUUUUAAAAAUUGGCACGAAUAUAAACAUGGAUUUGGUAAUUUAGGAGGCGAAUUUUGGUUAGGACUUAAUAACAUUUAUUAUUUAACAGGAAACGAGGUUAACGAAUUGUUAAUCGAGUUAGAGGAUUUCGACGGGGUGUCGGCAUACGCUCGAUACACCGCUUUUAGUCUUGGUUCAGAACUCGAAGGCUACGCCUUGAAAGUCCUCGGAGGAUACAGUGGUAAUGCCGGGAAUUCACUAAUAUACCAUGCUGGGAAUAAAUUUAGCACCAAGGAUAUAGAUAACGAUGUAUGGCCAGAAGGAAGUUGCGCAUUAUCUCAUGGUGGCGGCUGGUGGUACCGCAGCUGCGACACCACCAACUUGAACGGACGCUACUUGAAUGGGAGACUUCCCGAACAGUUUAUUUAUCAGGGCGUGUACUGGGGCGACUUCGGUGGACCGCUUUAUAGUCUCCGGAAAACUAGGAUUCUAGUCAGAACGAGGGAUGAAAACAGUCCUCCUAUGUUUGAUAUUAAUAUCACAAACACUACCUUUGAAAAUUAUUAAUUGUUUUAUUAAAGUUAUGUUCUUAAUUAAACAUUUUAAAGUAAUAUUAAUUUUAUAUGCUUAUUUUAUGAUGUUUCUCACUCAUACUUGUGUAUUGUAUACUUGUAAUGUAAAUUUAGUAAAAUUCUGUUAAAUUGA